Messenger RNA from Melopsittacus undulatus (budgerigar), 1177 nucleotides. RefSeq names its product tetraspanin-15-like. The record is from RefSeq and is a predicted model, not a curated record. Gene Ontology annotation, cellular component: plasma membrane. The transcript has 8 exons. The coding region runs from base 11 to 976 and encodes 321 amino acids. Lineage: Eukaryota; Metazoa; Chordata; Aves; Psittaciformes; Psittaculidae.
AGCCGCAGGGAUGGCUCCAGCCGCCGAGUGCCGGAAUUCCCACCUCUAUUACUACAGCAUCAAAUUCGCUCUGUCCACAUACGCCACCCUCUUCUCGAUCCUUGGCCUCAUGAUCCUGUGUGUUGGGAUUUACGCCGAAGUGGAGAGGCAGAAGCACAAGACCUUGGAAGGGAUUUUCCUGGCUCCAGCCAUCAUCCUCCUCCUGUUGGGAUUCACCAUGUUUGGGGUCUCCUUCAUUGGCAUGGUGGGGAGCCUCAGGGACAACCGAACGCUGCUCAAGACGUUCUUCUGGGUUCUUCUGGCGAUCUUUCUCACGGAGCUGCUGCUGCUGUUCAUUGAAAUCAUCUUUGAAAACAAGAUGAAUGCAGUUUUCCACUCCAACAUCCAAGAGGGCAUCAGGCACUAUUAUGAUGACCUUGACUUCAAGAACAUCUUGGACUUUGUACAAGAAAAGUUUUCUUGCUGUGGUGGUGAUGAGUACAGGGACUGGGAGGUUAACCAGUACCACUCCUGCAAUAGCAGUGGGCCGCUGGCGUGUGGAGUGCCCUACACAUGCUGUAUCAGGAAGGUGCCUGGAGGAGUCAUUAACACCCUGUGUGGAUACAGGACGCUCGAUAAAGAGCGCCUGGAGCUGCUCAACAUCAUCCAUGUACGAGGCUGCAUCCACGCUGUGGGGCUCUGGCUCAAAGACAACUUUGAGGCCACUUUUGGCAUCGUUUGCUCCCUGCUGCUUCCUCAGGUGAUCGGCCUCGUGAUGGCCUGGUUGUAUUGGCAAAAGCUCAACGAGAUCUACUCCAAGCUGGAUACUGUUGACUUCAAGAUCCUGGAGAUGCGGGAUUUCAGCUUCGGGGCUGUGGAUCUGAGCGGUGCGGGCUGGUGCUGGUGCUUGCCCAAGGAAGGGGGCUACAUUCCCAUCAAUGCUGAGGAUGAGGAAGAGGAGGAGGAGGAAGGCACCAUCUGCCAAAGCAAAGUGUGAGAAGGUGGAGAACUUGGAGCACAGCUCUUAGGAAGGUGGCGGAUGUUGAACAUGGACAUCAUGUGUUUAUCUUCUCAGGUCCAGGAGACAGUAACACUGGGAUGUUAUCACAACUGCAAUGCACUGUGCAGGCACAUGAGCUCCCCAGGGUCCUUUCACUUCCUUCCCCUUUUGAAGCAUUUCUAUAUCUUCUUAUUGGGG